Molecule: messenger RNA, 3366 nt
Organism: Peromyscus maniculatus bairdii (prairie deer mouse)
Lineage: Eukaryota; Metazoa; Chordata; Mammalia; Rodentia; Cricetidae
Source: RefSeq, a predicted model, not a curated record
UCUAAUUUUCAGUUAUUUUCUCGUGCCAGAUUAUCACCAUGAGGUGUAUAAGAUCUCAGAAUUCAACAACGAUGUUAAUGGGGAGACCAAAGAGACACAACCCAUUUUUUUAGGAGAUGAAAACAUGGAAAUUAAAAAACAGAUCACAGGGAUGAGAAGAUUGCUGAACGACAGCACUGGCAGGAUAUACCAGCGUGUUGGCAAAGAAGGAGAAAAACUCAAAGAAGAGCCCCAGGAUUUGGAGUUAGUCUGGCCUCAGCGUCUGAACUCUGCUGCCGAGGCCCCGCAGGGCCUCCACCCUCCUUCACGUGGGGCAUGGAAUGAACUACCAACCCAAAGCGGGCAGUUCUCAGGGCAGUAUGGUACACGUUCUAGAACCUUCCAGAGUCAGCCCCACACCUCUGCAAGUUCCAAUGGAGAACUUCCAGGGGUGAAUUCAUCAGCUGGAUCCAACUGUUGUACUUGUAACUGCCAGUCAACGUUGCAGGCCAUUCUCCAAGAACUCAAGACCAUGAGGAAAUUAAUGCAGUUUCAAGCAGUUGGAACUCAAAACAGACAACAACCCCCAAUUUCCCUUAUAUGCUCCCAGCGAACCGCUGUCUCACGCAAGAGAAAUAAAAAGAAAAAGGUGCUUCCAAAGACUAUGGAACCUGUGACUGUGAAACCAAAGCCCAGUCCGUUGGAAAUUGAGAAGAAGCCAGCAGCCAUGGCCACAAGGCCACCCGCUCUCCAAGCCGCAGAGCACACCUCCACUGAGGAGAGCCACGUCCUGGGAUUUGGCAUUGUUCUCGAAUCGCCUUCCUCAGAUCCAGAAGUGCAACUUGCUGAAGGCUUCGAUGUGUUUAUGCCUAAGUCUCAGCUGGACUCUAUAUUGUCAAACUACACUCGCUCAGGAAGCCUUCUGUUUAGAAAACUGGUGUGUGCAUUUUUUGAUGACAAAACUUUGGCUAACUCCUUACCCAAUGGGAAGAGGAAAAGAGGACUCAAUGACAACCGAAAAGGACUAGACCAGAACAUCGUGGGUGCAAUCAAAGUCUUUACAGAAAAGUACUGUACUGCGAACCAUGUGGAUAAACUUCCUGGCCCAAGAGACUGGGUACAGAUUCUGCAGGAUCAAAUUAAACUGGCCAGAAGAAGGUUAAAAAGAGGCUCAGCAGAGGCAGCUGACGGUGAUGAAAGACUGGACGGCAUUUCUCUACCACCAACAGGUAAUGUGUUUGUCACCAGGAGAGAGACCGUGGAGGACCCAGAGCCAGGUUCCAUCGCCUAGACUUGGAUUGUAGCACACUCUUGCGUUUUCUCAAAGGUCCACGGAGGAGUUGAGGUUCCUGCAGUGUGGGUGUUCUGUGGUGGCUUGUCCUGUCUGAAUAAUUUCUUUGUAACAUGUGGUAUCACAACUCCAAUUUGGCAUAAUCUUUUCUUAAAAGAAACCAUGCUUAGAGUUGUUACCUUUUAAAAGUCCAGCGUGUGUGACCCAUCAUAAAGAAGCAGUUCUCUUCCCAUUUUUAUUCAUUCAUAGUCUCUGCGUGAUACAGUCUUUUUGAACAUAUUUAUUUGAUUGUAAAUGCGUAGCUGCAUGCAGAGGAAACCUUCUCUUUCCAGGACUGACGGAGGUUACAACGCAGCCCUAACUAACCCUUCAGCUUAGAGAAGGAAAGGCCGUUCUGGGCGAUGGGCUGGCCCUGACCUGGUCUGUGAAGUCCUGUAUGACGUCAGUCAGAGUAACCCAAAACAGUCCUUCAGAACUGAAGUACCAAUGAGGUAGGAGUUUUUAGGAAAUAAAGCACUUUCACAUAAUUUAUGAUGAUGUAGUUACAAAAACGUGAAAGUAACCAGCCGCCAAGCAGUUGAAGACGGUUUAAAUGGAGUGGCUUUGACCCUGUGUUCAUGUUCGUUCUGUAGCUUAUUUGGUCCCUCAUACACUUGCCUUCCACUUUACGUAAAAGUCAAUAUGAGAAAAAUCUGGGUUUAUUUUAAAGAAAUCUUUGCUGUGUGGAUAUUUGUUUUACAGAAAUAUUUACCUCCACAUUUGUUUUGCUAAUGAAAUAGUGCAUUGAAAAUACCACUCAUUUAGAAAACCUCGCAUUUACACCUUAUUUAUCAUGUAAAGUAAAUUGCCUUGAAUCUUGGGCACUUGACACAGAAAGCCAAAAUUGCCAUAAAAGUCAUGUAUGUGACUGUCAAUCCACCCAACCCCAGGGAUAAAAACUUCCAUGCCAGACACUUAGCCUUUCCCGAGUGUUCGUUUCAGCCGCGGGUGAGAACACCCAGUUAACGCUGCUGGGGCCGAGCCCCCCCCCCCCUGCUUUGCCUGACAGAACUGAGAAUUAGGGAUGCGGUUGCCUGGGGUCAGGUCACCCUUCGUGGCCAGCUGGACACAGAACCUGGACCUCCAGUGUACCGUGUUACCUCAUACUGAACAUGUACUACUGAAGAUGGGAGGACUAGGGCAGUACUCCACUGAGACCAGCUAAUCAAUGAAGAUGGUGUGUGAUAUCCCUGGAAUGUGACAACAUGUGAUUUUAGGUGUUGCUUGUAGUCCAUUUAGCAACUAGACAGCAACAUCUCAUAUGUGUUCCUUCUAUGUCUCCUUCUUUGGAAGUAACAGGGACAGCUUGGAAAUUUCCCAUCACAUCCUUCAGUUACUGAUUUAUGUUUCCAGCCGGUCCUAAACCCUUUGUUUUAUUGAGUGGACUGAUGAGUGGCAGACAUACCAGGACUUUCAUUUAAUUCUGCAACAGUUCCUGAAAGAAAAAAAAAAGUCUUCUGCCUCCUAGAAUGAAAUACUCCUCAAGGGAAUAGAGAAGCUGAAUUAGUACCCUUCAGACUAUGAAAUGGGGGUGAAUUUGUUUUCAGUACAGGGAGAACAUAUACUCACCACUGUAGGCCUGAUCAAUAUGCACUGUAAACCUUCAGAACACACUUCCUUCGGAGCCUCGGUGACAGCGUGGAGUUCAUGGUACUUGAGGAGGGUAGGCAUAGUUCAACUCACAGAUACGUGCAAUGGAUUCACAAAUUGGAAAGGCAGAUCAAAACUGCAACAGUAAAAUCAUACUUUGUAAGUUUAAAUUGUAUUUGUGUUAACCUACUGUGACUACUGUUCAGCUUUGUUCAGAAACCCUUUUUAUAGGCUUUCUUAGCAAAAAAAAAAAAAAGGUCCAUAUCUAUGGAUGUGUCUCAACCUUCUGUACAUAUGUUUUAUUAAUAUGUAAAUAUUCAGAUUUUUUAAAAUUACUAUGUUCUUUUAAAAAGAAUUCAAUGCAAAGCUAGUUGUGAAAAUGGUGUGUAACACUGUGUUGUGAUAUCAACUCCCAAGAUGCCCUUUAUGUCCCUUCUGGAAAAAUAAAAUAAAUUACUUUAAUUGAA